AUGUCGUCUCUCGAGAUAGAAUCAGCCAGCGUCGACGACGGCGCCGCCGUUCAGGCAACCGACGGAGAUGAUAUUUCCCCCAUCGAAGAAGUUCGUCUAACUGUUUCUAACGACGAUGACACUACGCUCCCUGUUUGGACAUUCCGAAUGUGGUUCAUCGGAGUCUUCUCGUGUGUUCUCCUUUCGUUCCUCAACACGUUCUUCAGUUACCGGUCGGAGCCACUCCAGGUUACCAUGAUAUCCAUCCAGGUGGCGUCACUCCCCGUUGGAAAAUUCAUGGCUAAAGUGCUACCGACCACCAAGUUUAAGAUCCCCGUUGGGAACCUGGUGUUUACGCUUAACCCGGGCCCAUUUAACGUUAAAGAGCACGUGUUGAUCUCUAUCUUUGCCAAUGCUGGGGCGGGGUUUGGCGGCGGCACGGCUUAUGCUAUCAGCAUCGUAAAUAUUAUUCGCUUUUAUCAUAGAAAUAUCAGUUUCUUGGCUAGUUGGAUUCUAGUCAUCACCACACAGGUGUUGGGGUAUGGAUGGGCGGGGAUUAUGAGGAAGUUCGUGGUGGAACCUGCUGCAAUGUGGUGGCCAAAUUGCCUGGUUCAAGUUUCUCUUUUCAGGGCCAUGCAUGAGAAUGACGGCAGUCGCAUGUCUCGAGGGAAAUUCUUCUUGAUCGCACUUGCUUGCAGUUUCUCCUGGUAUGUAUUUCCAGGCUACUUGUUCCAGACACUGUCAACCAUUUCAUGGGUCUGCUGGGCAUUUCCCAAGUCAGUAACAGCCCAUCAAAUCGGAUCGGGAAUGCUCGGGAUCGGCUUCGGAUCCUUUGCACUUGACUGGUCUGUCAUCGCAUCCUUCCUCGGCAGCCCUCUGGUCACCCCAUUCUUCGCACUUGUCAAUAUCUUUGUAGGCUUUGCGUUAUCCAUGUAUGUCGUGCUUCCAAUUUCCUACUGGGGACUAAAUCUUUACAAUGCUCGCACCUUCCCAAUUUUCUCCUCGCAUUUGUAUAAUAACAAAGGGGAACCAUACAAUAUAUCGGGCAUCGUGAAUCCUAAUUUUGAAAUCGAAAUGCCAGCUUAUGAGAAGCAGGGACGUGUAAACCUGAGCAUCUUCUUUACUCUCACUUACGGUAUUGGCUUUGCCGCCAUUAUAGCCACUCUUUCUCAUGUGGCUGUUUUCAACGGAAAGGAGAUAUAUGCACAACUAAGAGCUUCUUUCAAGGGAAAAGAAGAUAUCCAUACAAGGUUAAUGAAGAAGUAUAAGAACAUACCAAACUGGUGGUUUUACCUAUUGCUUGUCUCGACAUUGGUGCUCUCUCUCGCAUUAUGUAUUUUCAUGAAACUUCAAAUCCAAAUGCCUUGGUGGGGACUCCUCUUUGCAGCUGCUCUUGCUUUAGCUUUCACUCUUCCUGUCAGCAUCAUAACUGCCACUACAAAUCAGUCACCAGGACUUAAUGUCAUAAGUGAGUACAUCAUGGGUUACGUGUUACCAGGAAAACCAAUAGCCAAUGUUUGCUUCAAAACCUUCGGAUAUAUAAGCAUGACACAAGCAGUUUCCUUCCUAAAUGAUUUCAAGCUCGGCCAUUAUAUGAAGAUUCCCCCCAGAUCGAUGUUUGUAGUCCAGGGUAUAGGAACUGUGAUAGCUGGAACAGUGAACCUUGCAGUGGCAUGGUGGCUGCUGACUACAGUUGAGAACAUAUGCCAGGAUCACCUACUUCCUCCCGACAGUCCAUGGACAUGUCCCUCUGACAGAGUAUUCUUCGAUGCAUCGGUUAUAUGGGGUCUGGUUGGACCGAAAAGGAUCUUUGGUCCUUUGGGGAACUACUAUGCUCUCAACUGGUUCUUCCUGGGAGGGGCCUUGGGACCUGUCGUGGUAUGGCUAUUCCACAAAGCUUUCCCUGACCAGAAAUGGAUACCACUUAUCAAUCUUCCGGUGCUCUUGGGCGCGACAGCUGUAAUGCCACCAGCUACAUCAUUGAACUUCAAUUGCUAUCUUAUAAUUGGAUUCAUCUUCAAUUACUAUGUUUUUAAAUACCGAAAAGGUUGGUGGCAGAGAUACAACUAUGUUCUGUCGGCAGCUCUUGAUGCUGGAUUGGCUUUCAUGGGAGUGCUCAUAUAUUUCACUUUGACAAUGCAAGGAAUUGGUAUAUCUUGGUGGGGAAGUGAGGGUGAGCACUGCGAUCUCGCUUCGUGUCCGACUUCCAAAGGCAUAGUCGUAGACGGUUGUCCAGUCUAUUAGAUUCAUAUUUAGUCUCUACAUCAGACAUUUUAGGCUUCAAGAACUCUAC
Messenger RNA from Hibiscus syriacus, 2272 nucleotides. RefSeq names its product oligopeptide transporter 2-like. The record is from RefSeq and is a predicted model, not a curated record. Lineage: Eukaryota; Viridiplantae; Streptophyta; Magnoliopsida; Malvales; Malvaceae. Gene Ontology annotation, biological process: transmembrane transport. Gene Ontology annotation, molecular function: oligopeptide transmembrane transporter activity.